CUUGGGACUGGGAAACUCUUCAUGAGUUGAAUGAGUGAGAAGACCUGUAGCUGUGCUGGGCUUCUAAGCGAGGCAGGGGUCUGUGUCUGGCCCCAGGCAUGUGCGUUCCCUGAUGCACAGCAGUGGAGAGCACAGAGCAGCUUCAGAAAGGAGCCUCUGACAAAUUAUCUGUGCACUUCAACUUUGGAAACUGCCUCUUUUGGGCUUGAUUUCAAAUCUGUUGAAACCAAUGGUCUAGUAAAGGACAUGGAUAAUGUCUCUCCUGAGAAAAACGAUGUAAAAAGCUGCCCCCGGGACUCUGGAUAUGACAGUCUAUCCAACAAGCUAAGCAUAUUGGACAAGCUUCUUCAUACUCACCCUGUGUGGCUGCAGCUUGGUCUGAAUGAUGCUGAAGCUGUGGAAAUUCUGCAGGCCCAGCCUCCUGGGAUAUUUCUGGUUAGGAAAUCUGCAAGACUGCAGAAGAAAGUCAUCUCUCUGCGUCUGCCUGGUGACUGUGGGUCCUGCCUAAAGGAAUUUGCCAUAAAAGAAAGCACAUACACGUUUUCCUUGGAGGGGUCUGGAAUAAGUUUUGCAGAUUUAUUCAGGCUCAUUGCUUUCUACUGUAUUAGCAGGGAUGUUCUUCCAUUCACCCUGAAGUUGCCUCAUGCUAUUGCUGCAGCAAAGACAGAAGCUGAACUUGAAGAGAUUGCUCAGCUUGGACUGAACUUUUGGAGCUCCCCGGCUAACAGCAACCCCCCGGAUCCUUCACCUCCCUGCAGGCCUGUGCCUUUGGACAGUGCUUGUAAAGACUCGCGUCAGCUCUGCCUUAUAAAUGGAGUGCAUUCUAUACGAACCAGAACGCCUUCGGAGCUGGAGUGUAGCCAGACCAACGGAGCGCUGUGUUUCAUUAAUCCCCUCUUCUUAAAAGUGCACAGCCAGGAUGUCAGUGGAAGUCUGAAAAGGCAGAGCCCGAGAACUCAAGACGUGAAUGGCACAGUGAGGCCUCGCUCCCCCCCGCCCCGGCCACCACCUCCUUCUAUUAAUAGCAUACUCACGAGUCCACAGCUUUCCAGGACUAUAAAGCAGGCGAGCAUGCCAGAAACAGUCAACCAUAAGAAAGAGAGAGGCUUGGAUUUGCUGCAGAAUAAACCAACCCCCAUUCCACCUCCUCGGCUGAAGAAGCAGGCUGUUUGCUCAGAGGCAGAAGGCGGCUCAAAGACCGCGGCAGUAGUACGACCUGGCUGCAGCUCGGUGAGCGUGCCCGAAGCUGCUGGCCUUCCAGGUGAAACCCUGCCUGAGCCUCCUCCAGCAGCUGCCAAAAAGACGGUAGCUACCGGCUCUGAGUCACACAUACCGUGGAAUGGAGGCAGGCAGAGACUGAGCGACAUGAGCAUUUCCACCUCCUCGUCCGACUCGCUGGACUUCGAUCGGAGCAUGCCGCUGUUUGGCUAUGAGGGGGACACUAACAGCAGUCUGGAGGAUUUUGAGGGGGAAAGCGACCAAGAGAGCAUGGCACCCCCUUUGAAGCCCAAGAAGAAAAGAAACAGUUCGUUUGUUCUCCCCAAGAUUGUGAAGUCUCAGCUACGGAAAGUCAGUGGAGUUUUCAGUUCCUUCAUGACCCCUGAAAAGAGGAUGAUUAAGAAAAUUGCAGAGAUGUCCCAGGACAAACGCACUUAUUUUGGAUGCCUAGUGCAGGACUAUGUCAGCUUUCUCCAGGAAAACAAGGAGUGCCAUGUUUCAAGCACUGAUAUGCUGCAAACGAUUCGGCAGUUCAUGACCCAAGUCAAGAAUUAUUUGUCCCAAAGCUCCGAACUCGAUCCCCCAAUUGAAUCGCUGAUUCCCGAGGACCGGAUAGAUGUUGUCCUGGAGAAGGCGAUGCAUAAGUGCAUUCUGAAGCCGUUGAAGGGCCACAUUGAAGCUAUGUUGAAAGAGUUUCAUACUGCAGACGGUUCUUGGAAACAGCUAAAGGAAAACCUGCAGUUGGUGCGGCAGAGGAAUCCUCAGGAACUGGGUGUGUUUGUUCCAACACCAGACUUUGUGGAUGUUGAAAAGAUUAAAGUCAAGUUCAUGACCAUGCAGAAAAUGUAUUCACCUGAAAAGAAAGUCAUGCUGCUGCUGAGAGUUUGCAAAUUGAUCUACACUGUUAUGGAGAAUAACUCAGGGAGGCUGUAUGGAGCUGAUGACUUCUUGCCUGUGUUGACAUACGUACUAGCCCAGUGUGAUAUGCUGGAGCUGGAUACUGAAAUUGAAUACAUGAUGGAAUUGCUGGAUCCAUCUUUGCUGCAUGGAGAAGGAGGCUAUUACUUGACCAGCGCUUACGGAGCACUUUCACUGAUCAAGAACUUCCAGGAAGAACAAGCUGCCCGACUGCUAAGUUCAGAAGCCAGAGAUACUCUCCGGCAAUGGCAUAAGAGGAGGACGACUAACAGGACGAUACCUUCAGUUGAUGAUUUUCAGAGUAGGGCAGUAACUUCAACUGAAGAAUAACAAAACAGUUGGGAUUACCUCGUCUUUUAAAACCAGGCCUGCAUGUCUUUCAUAUAGUGUGCUGUUGAUUAUUCAGAUGCAUCAGGUUUGUGGACUGAAGCAAGGAGGAUGUUGGAAUGGAGAAGAAAGGAUUUACUCCUCUGUGUUCACUUGUUUACAGUUCUUACCACAGCACAAAGUUGCCAGACAGGCUAACGACAACCAUCAGUUAGUUAUGAUGUAGUGAAGACCUUGAGAAAUGAAAGUGCGGGGUCAUCAGGAGAUGAUGAAACCUUUCAGCUGAGGCUCCUUCUGCUUUAUCAGUGCCCAUGCAAAUGACUACAGCACAACACUGAACAGGAAGGAGUUGGGAAAAGCAGCAGUUUUCCACAAUUUGCCUCUCUUAGGAAGAGGAGAAUUGAGUAACAGAAAUUCCAAACUAUGGACAGUGCACAAAGCUAGUCCAUCUUACUGGGAUCCAUUUUAUAUUCUGCUCACCUGCAGUUAGGUACCGGACUCAAGUAGCAUGAGUCUUUGCUCUUCUCUAGCAAAACACUACACUGUUCAUAAGAAAAUUCAGCACCUUGCAUUUCUGCUAGAUGACUGAAUGACAGAGGUUUCUUUCAGCAAGAUCUUGUAUUUCACUUUGCCUUCUCUUCCUCAGCAAAUGAACUUCAGCCAAGCUAAUUGUACGUCCAGCUAGAUGCCAUGCUGGAUGUGGGAAGAUGCAAGGAGGUGGGGGAAGAGCUGGCACUGAGUGUGUCCAGUGCUUCUGCUUCUGUUGUCUCUUCCAAAACAGCGCCUCGAAUCAGUAAAAUCACACCACUUCCAGGCUGUGCUUGGCACAAAUUCAAGCAUUUUGUUGCCUGCUCAGAGUGCCAGUUUUCCAUCUCCCUUCUCCACAUUCUGCACUCCUGAAAUGAAGCACCUUCUCUACAGCCGAUGCAUAACACAACCUUAGCUCAACUCAUCUUUCCCAUGUUGAACCAGGAUGUGAUCGCUGCAUUUCUGUGAUGCGGUCUCACAGCCUUAUCAGCUUUUGGGUCCUGGAAGGCCUUCAUCCUCCCUCCCUCAAAAGGAUGGAAAAGCAAAAAGGCCCCUAUUUUGAUGAUGAUUAAACAUAACUUUCUCAUACUGCAUAAAUAAUUUUGAUAUUUAGUAUAUGAGUUACCGGCAUUUGUACGAAGUUCAGCCUCUCCUUGAAGCAAUCAUGUCCAUCUAAAAGCACAUGCAUUUAAAAACAGGUCUUCUGUGUGUUAACUACAUUAGAAGUUAAAACUGUAGUGUGUUUUGCCUUCUCUAAGACUGAUUUUUAUUAUCAUUUAUUCAUGCUGGGUAACAAAAAUGGGUUAGUUCUAUUCAGUCAGGUUCAGUCCCAAUGGUUUAAAUGCUGCUGCAAAGCUUCAGUGUUUCAGUCUCCAAGCUAUCAAAAAAUGCUUUAAUAGAGACAAGAGUGCUCUUUGGAACUGUCGUCAUAUGAACAUUCUUCUCAGUCUUAGCUUUUAACAGCUUGUUUUUAUGAAAUGUAAAUUUUUACCAUUGCUAUUUAGCAUGCUUAAUUUAUUCAGCAUGCAAACAUAGGUACCAGCUCAGUCAAUAAACAGGUCUUUCUCACUGUCAUUUCUUUCCGCCUCCUUUAAUUUUGCUGCUUUUUAGUCUUUAAUUGCAGCUAAUUUAUUUUUUAAAAAAGCACGCGGCAGCAGGCUGCUUUGCUCAUGUGUCCAAAAGUGUGGGGUGGGGUUUUUUUUCUCCACUUGUUGCUUUUUAUUUUACUUUUGAAAUGCCUUUUGAAAGGUAGAACUGCAUUUCUUCUUUGCAGGGCAUAUUUAAAAUUUAUCCAUAUUGUCAGAGUUGUGGGCAUAUGUCCACAGGGAAAAAAGACCCAGCUUUUGCCUCAAGAUCAUAUGGAUUUACUUGAGCGUUGCAUAGUAAAUUUUCUUUCUGCAUCCCUCUAAGCCUUAUUUAAAAAAAGAAAAUGCUGUCACAUGAAACUUGGUUACAUCAGGCUCAGACACCAAAUUGCCACUGGUUAACACAGUGAAAAUGUCCUGUGUGAGGAUGGAUUUUCCAUACUUGCAGCAUCAGUGCAAACAGUUUAUCGUGCAGUAACUUGUGGAUCAGCAUCCUUGUGUGCUGCCAGCCCACGCUUUUUUUUUUCCUUUUUCCUUCUGACUAACAUAUUGCACGAAGCUUCUGUUCUCAAGUAUUGCCCCAGCAGUGGCAGCAUCAUCUCUUGGGUGUGCUGCCUCAGAUGUUUAUUUUGCUUCACAGCAUUUUGUUGCCUAGUAAGGCCAAACUAGGAAGACCCAUUAAAACCACUGGUGUUUUCCAUGUGGCUUUAAGGCUGUAUCUGUUCACUCUUAAUUGCAAGGUUAGAAUGUAAGCUAAGGAAAGGAGGACGUUGGCCUAUGAAUUUCUGUUAUGACCACCACAGGCUUGCCAGUUUUACCGUGAUCAUCACUAUUCACAAAGGUGGCCAUAAUGUACAGGAAUCACCGGUGUGCAUUUCACAACUCGAACAUGGGAGGGGCUUGCUGUUUGUGGCUGACUCUCCAGUUUUUAGAGGAUGAGUUUGGGUUUUUUGAGUUUCUGAUGUCUGUUUUCUCAUCCUACAGAACUACCUUCGUGUGGCAUUCCAGGAAGUUAACAGUGGAUGUACAGGAAAGACCUUACUAGUUAGGCCAUAUAUCACUACGGAAGAUGUCUGU
Molecule: messenger RNA, 5153 nt
Organism: Egretta garzetta (little egret)
Lineage: Eukaryota; Metazoa; Chordata; Aves; Pelecaniformes; Ardeidae
Gene: RIN2
Product: Ras and Rab interactor 2
Exons: 11
Coding region: 31-2466 (811 amino acids)
Biological process (GO): vesicle-mediated transport; signal transduction
Cellular component (GO): cytosol; endocytic vesicle
Molecular function (GO): guanyl-nucleotide exchange factor activity; small GTPase binding
Source: RefSeq, a predicted model, not a curated record